Papilio machaon (common yellow swallowtail) is the source of this 2099-nucleotide messenger RNA. RefSeq names its product glucose dehydrogenase [FAD, quinone]. Gene Ontology annotation, molecular function: flavin adenine dinucleotide binding; oxidoreductase activity, acting on CH-OH group of donors. Lineage: Eukaryota; Metazoa; Arthropoda; Insecta; Lepidoptera; Papilionidae. The transcript is spliced from 3 exons. The record is from RefSeq and is a predicted model, not a curated record. Bases 153 to 2099 code for a protein of 648 amino acids.
CACAGACACAGUGUAACGCGGACCCAGCUCUGUGUUAUCCAGGUCCAGGAAUACGUUACAGUGGACCGCACGCAAUUAAGAUGAAGAAUUCGCAGUGUUAUCAAUGAAAGAAUUUUAAUAUCGCGAGAUCGGAGUAGAUAUUAAAAAAUGCCAUGAGCUCAGCUGGUAAUAUAACCGAUGACCUGUGCAAGAUAUGUGACGGCAGGAUAGAAUGCGCGCCCACGGCGAUCCUGCUGAUCUCGCUCGUGCACACGCUAUACGGCUACAUCGGCCCGGAGCCAGACUACUUUGGCAGGAGCAAUCUACCACCUGCCGCACCCCAAGGGCCGCCUGGUCGCCCCGCGCCCCAGCCUCCGGCCCCGCUAGCCACCAGCGACCACAAAUACAGAGCCUUCGCUAAACACAAGUUUUUAGAGGAAAGCGGCAAGAGCUACGAGGAGGGCCCGGACGUGGUGCUGAGCGACCGGGAGUUGGAGUACGACUUUGUGGUGGUGGGCGGUGGCACGGCGGGCUGCGUCGUCGCCAGUCGCCUCUCCGAGAAUAGGAAAUGGAGAGUUCUGGUUGUGGAUGCCGGACCGGAGGAACCUAAAAUGGCGCUCAUUCCGGGGCUGACCAGUGAGUUCAAAGGGUCCUCAGUGGACUGGCAAUAUGCAAUGAGACCAAAGAAAGGAUUUUGUCAGAAUCGACACGAGUUGGGGUGCGAGGUGGUGCAGGGGCGCGUGCUGGGCGGCACCUCAGCCAUCAACGACAUGGCGUACAUGCGUGGUAGUCCCGCAGAUUACGAUGAGUGGAUGCUCAGUGGCAACGAGGGCUGGAGCUUCAGCCAGCUACUGCCCUACUUUAAGUACUCCGAGGGCAACUACGACAAAGAUAUUGCCAAAAAUAGAUUCUUUCAUUCGACGCAAGGCCCCCUGGACGUCGGUAGAUAUCCGUACGUCGACGACAACGUCGACGUCCUUCUGAGCGCCUUCAACGAGCUCGGCUACAACUACACCGAUAUCAACGGCCGCAACCAGUUGGGCUUCAUGCGGAUACAGACCAUGUCGUACUUCGGCGAAAGAGUCAGUUCGUACACGGCCUUCAUCGACCCCAUCCGCAAGCUGCGCUCCAACAUCGACAUCGAGACGGAGGCACUCGUCACCCGUGUUUUAUUUAAGGACACUCGAGGAUCCGUUCGAGCCAUAGGUGUAGAUUAUAUUAAGAAUGGUACAAAAACGAGAGUAAAAGCGAAAAAGGAAAUCAUCUUAUGCGCCGGCGCGAUAAACACGCCGAAGCUUUUGAUGCAGUCGGGUAUCGGGCCCAAGGACUAUUUGGAAUAUUUAAAUAUUAAGGUGUACAACGACUUGCCAGUCGGGGGAAACUUUCAUGAUCAUCUGUCCGUGUGUCUACCCGUCAUUAAGCUCACUAAAACGGCCACCACAUCUAGAUUUUCGGAAAAACUCAAAGAUAUAUCAUCAUAUUAUGCUAAAGGCACGGGCCCUCUGUCGGCUAAUUUUCAGGUAGUGGCGUUUUUAGAAACCUCCUUAUCCGAUAUAAUCGGCACACCAGACAUUGAAGUUAGAUUCCGUGGACAUGACUCUAACAUGUAUUACGACAGAAUUGAUAUUUGUGUCUCCCUUCUAACACCGAAAAGCCGAGGACAAAUCGUUCUCAAUGCGACGGAUCCCGUUUUUGGCAAACCCUUAAUUUACCCGAAUUUUUUAAAAGAGCAAUCAGACGAGAAAAAAUUAUUAGAAGGAAUACAUGAAAUUGUUAAACUUUUCGACACGGAAGUAUUCAAAACGGCCUCCUUCGAGUUCGAUCCUCUACCGAUAUUAAACAAUGAAUGCAAAAAUUAUGAAAAAGUGUCUGAAGAUUUUUGGGCGUGCAUAAUAAGACAUUUUUCAAGUCCAUUACAUAACUAUGUCGGGACUUGUAAAAUGGGCUCCUCGAAGGACCCCGAGUCGGUAGUCGAUAAUAACCUGAAAGUAUACGGCAUAGCGAAUUUGAGAAUAGUCGAUGGCUCGGUUAUACCGAAAAUAACCCGAGGAUCAACGGCGGCACCUAUUAUAAUGAUAGCUGAAAAGGCUAGUGAUUUAAUAAAAACUACUUGGUAUUAA